Salvelinus namaycush (lake trout) is the source of this 2091-nucleotide messenger RNA. RefSeq names its product chloride channel K (gene clcnk). Gene Ontology annotation, molecular function: voltage-gated chloride channel activity. The coding region runs from base 1 to 2091 and encodes 696 amino acids. Lineage: Eukaryota; Metazoa; Chordata; Actinopteri; Salmoniformes; Salmonidae. The transcript has 19 exons. The record is from RefSeq and is a predicted model, not a curated record. Gene Ontology annotation, biological process: transmembrane transport; chloride transport. Gene Ontology annotation, cellular component: membrane.
AUGGACUGCGUCCAACAUAUUGACUCAGAAAAAGUCAAUGAAGGAGACAAAAAGGACGUAGAGCUACAAAAUCAAAGGGACGAAUCCAUAGAGGGACAAAGACUCUUAAUCCUCACCGAUGAGCAGCCGUGGAAACCAUGGAAAUGGUCCCGCUCCUGGGUAAAAGACUUUCUGGUGAGGGUCAGAUGUGUCAUGGGUUCCCUGAUGGGUAUGGAGUGGUACUGUUUUGCUGCUCUCGGGGUUCUGACUGCUUUCCUUAGUUUUCUCAUGGACCUGAGUGUGGCAAAGCUGCUUCGAGCUCACCAGUGGUUGUAUAAUCAGUUGGAGGGCCACUGUCUCCUGCAGUUCCUGUGCUGGACCCUGUACCCAGUCUCACUCUCUGCUCUAUCCACAUCUUUCUCUCAAAGCAUCUGUCCAUUCUCAGCAGGUUCUGGGGUUCCAGAGGUGAGGACCAUACUGUCUGGUGUGGACAUGCCACAUUACUUGUCCCUCACCAACCUAUUUGCCAAAUACGUGGGUCUCAUUUGCACACUGGCAGCCGGUAGCACUGUCUUCCUGGGAAAAGUGGGUCCAUUUGUGCAUCUCUCCACCAUGGUGGGAGCCUAUCUGAACCAACUCUGCACUGUUCUCCGUGGUGAGAAGGAGGAGAGAACUGAAGGAGCGAUGCUGGUCGUGGCUGCUGCUGUUGGAGUAGCCAGCUGCUUCGGGGCCCCUAUCAGUGGUGUGUUGUUUAGUGUGGAGGUGAUGAGCUCUCACUUCGCCCUAAAAGAUUACUGCCCAUGCUUCUUUGCGGCGGCCUGCGGAGCGCUCACCUUCCAUCUGCUCUCCAUGUGGAGCGGCGAGCAAGAGACUCUUCAGGCCUUGUUUCAAACCAGCUUCUCAGAUGACCUGCCGUUCUACCCAUUGGAGAUUCCGGUCUUUGCAAUAUUGGGGCUUCUGUGCGGAGCAGGUAGCUGUGUCUACCUAUUCUGUCACCGUUGGAUACUGCUGUUCAUAAAGACAAACAAAAUCCUAAUCAAAGUCUUGUCGACUGAGAAGGCCCUAUACUCCGCUAUGGUGGUAUUCCUUCUGGCCUCUGUGACUUUCCCUCUUUCUGCCGGUCAAUAUAUGGCUUCCAAGCUCACCAUUAAGCAGCUCCUCUCUUCCCUCCUGGACAGCAGGCAGUGGACCUCUCAAUCCCACAAUGCCUCUGUGGUUUUGCAGCCAAACUUGUGUCCCUGGUCAGAGUGGAUUCCUUCAGGGAAUCCAUACCUCACUCUGGGAUUCUUCCUAUUCAUGAAGCUGUGGAUGCUGGUGUUGGCUUGCACCUUACCCCUGCCAGCCGGAUACUUUAUGCCUGUCUUUAUCUAUGGUGCUGCUAUAGGACGUUUAUUCGGGGAAGGAUUGGCAUUUGUGUCCCAAAAUGGUGUCUAUUUAGACCAGGACAGGAAUCCAAUCAACCCUGGAGGCUAUGCACUGGCUGGUGCAGCAGCAUUCUCAGGGGCGGUCACACACACGCUGUCCCCUGCUCUCCUGGCUCUGGAGCUGACCGGCCAGUCCACUCACGCCGCACCCAUUCUCCUCGCCACACUGGUGGCCAAUGCCCUGGCACGCUCUGGGCAGCGGCCAUCCUUCUACGAUGCCCUCUCCAUCAGCAAGAAGCUCCCGCACUUACCCUCCCUGCUCAAGGUCUGCCCAAGGCUCUCCUCUGUCCCAAUAGGGAAGGUCCUGGGUCCUGGAGGUCCAGUGCUGGAGAGGGCAGCUGGGCCAAUGGAGGUUCAGCAGGUUCUCAACACCUGCAGCCAGACACAGAUCCCUGUGGUUGACACACUGGACUCACGGAUUCUGCUGGGAUCAAUUAACAGAUCGGACCUGCAGACAUUUCUAUGCCACAACCACAAUAAGGUAUUGAAGAAACAGUUGGUGGAUAUGUGCUCUAUUCAGCCUGUUUCUGUCCAGCUAUCUCCUGAUACCACUGUCCAGGAGGCUCAUGGCGUCCUCAGCGUGCUGUGUGGCGAGAGCUUGUUUGUGACUGAAAGGGGGAGGCUAUCUGGUGUUGUCACAUGGCCAGAGAUGAAGAGAAUGAUGGCAGAUUUGGCUGAUGACCUCUAA